UUUUCCGACGCCUUGUGAUGACACGCAACUUGUGAACCACUCGAAAGAGUUUCCGAUUUCUUCCGCUAGAGGUCGGGUUGAAUAUGCUUGACAAACAUGCAUAACAACACGUGAAACGAACCCGUGAAAAUCAUCUGGCCUCAUCCAACCAACCUCAGACUCUGACCUUACACGAUGGUCUUGAAAGAGCUCCAAAGCCUAACCGGCCACACGGGACGAGUGUGGAAUUGCUCUUGGAAUCCUAAAGGCAGUCUUUUGGCCACCAGUGGUGAGGACACGCAUAUUCGAUUGUGGGGCAAAGAAGGCGAUCAAUGGGUCACCAAGACCAUUUUGAGUGAGGGCCACACCCGCACGGUCCGCAAUGUGGCCUGGUCAGCCUGCGGGAACUACAUCGCGGCCGCCAGUUUUGACGGAACCGUGUCCAUUUGGGACCGAAAGAACGGUCAAUUCGAAUGCAACGCCACGCUUGAAGGACAUGAAAAUGAGGUCAAGGCUGCGGCUUGGGCCAAAUCGGGCAAUUUCUUGGCCACGUGCUCCAGGGACAAGAGUGUGUGGGUGUGGGACGUGGAUCAAGAUGAGGAUGAGUACAUGUGUGCCAGUGUUCUGCAGGCCCAUACACAGGAUGUGAAGCGGGUCAAGUGGCAUCCUUUAGAGGACACACUGGCCUCCUGUUCCUACGAUAACCGACUCAAAUUGUUCAAGGAAGACGAUGAUGAUUGGGUGUGCGUGUCUACUUUGUCCUCCCAUGAUUCCAGUGUGUGGAGCUUUGCCUUUAACAAUGAUGGAUCCCGGAUCGCUUCUUGCUCCGAAGACGAAACCAUCAAAAUUUGGCAAGAGUUUAAGCCGGGCAAUGAGCAAGGCAUCAAGACACCGGGCAAGGAUUCGGCUUGGAAAUGCGUCUGUACCCUGAGCGGCUACUUUAGUCGACCCAUUUACGAUAUUGAUUGGUGUGCUCAAAGUGGGUUCAUUGUGGCUGCGGGUGGUGACAAUUCCAUUCAGGUUUUCAAAGAAAGCGAUACGUCCCAGGACAUCAAUGCUCCGGAGUUCGAAAAAGUGCUCACUCAGAGUGAAGCUCACUCUGAAGACGUGAAUUGUGUGUCCUGGAAUCCAACGGAACGAGGCCUUCUGGCCUCUUGUAGCGACGAUGGCGAUGUUAAACUUUGGACUUUGACAGACUGUUGAAAAAUAUAUGAAAAUAUGAAAAUCAAACAA
Messenger RNA from Tigriopus californicus, 1212 nucleotides. It is a transcript of the gene Ciao1, whose product is annotated as probable cytosolic iron-sulfur protein assembly protein Ciao1. The transcript has 2 exons. Gene Ontology annotation, biological process: iron-sulfur cluster assembly. NCBI's taxonomy places the organism in Eukaryota, Metazoa, Arthropoda, Copepoda, Harpacticoida, Harpacticidae. The coding region runs from base 175 to 1182 and encodes 335 amino acids. Gene Ontology annotation, cellular component: cytosolic [4Fe-4S] assembly targeting complex. The record is from RefSeq and is a predicted model, not a curated record. Gene Ontology annotation, molecular function: protein binding.